Messenger RNA from Hypomesus transpacificus, 4458 nucleotides. RefSeq lists its product as uncharacterized. Lineage: Eukaryota; Metazoa; Chordata; Actinopteri; Osmeriformes; Osmeridae. The transcript is spliced from 3 exons. The coding region runs from base 30 to 3149 and encodes 1039 amino acids. The record is from RefSeq and is a predicted model, not a curated record.
GAUGAAUUACAGUUUAGUGUAAUCCCCGGAUGAAACUAUCAUGGCUGCCACUCGCUGAGCUGUCAAGCUCCUCACCAAGGAAAGGAGCCUCAAUUGCCAUGGAUUCAACCGGGAUUGAAAGUGGUGUCCAUACUGCAAAAAAAAAAAAAGUUGCUGCAGAGGAUAGUAACUGGCACAAUCGAUUGCGUCUCAGGAAGGCUGCUGAUCAGCCCCCAACUAUGCAAAGUGAAGAUAAGCACAAGUCAAUGAAGAUAACUGAGGAUCGAGAACAACACAUGAAACAGACUUUAUUGAAAAUGACAUCUGCCUGUAAGCCAACACAGAGUAAACGUUGGAUAAACACCAUGGGAGAUAUUGUCAGGUUCACGUGCUCUGAGUGUGAGGACAGCAAGACAUUUAGUGCUAAAGGCUUACUGGGACACUUUAAGUUGAAGCACCAAGCAAGUACACCCGUUUUUCCUUGUGAUAUGUGCACAUUUAACACACAUGAACUCGCUUGUCUUCAGGUUCACGUUCUAGGCCACAAGGACACUUUUGCCAGCUGCGUCGUAUGUAAUGACAAUGUGCAGCGGACUCUUUCGGAGCUGACUACACAUUUGGAUAUGCAACACAAAGUGAAAGGCCUGUACUUGUGUGAAAGGUGCAAAUUCUCUGUAAGUGAUGUGGGAGCAUUUUUAGAGCACAUAUACCUACAUUGCUUGACCAUGUGUGACAAUGGUGGUCAGUCAGGUCAUGCGGAUAUGAUAUGCAAAGAACCUAUCAAAGCAACAAAAAUACCCCUCCGUUGUCCAUUCUGUGAUUAUGAAUCAACUCUAAACUGUACUAUCACCAAGCAUAUUGCUACUGUCCAUGGAGAAGACAGAAGUCAGAAAUCCAAGCAAAGAAUGAGAAAAAUUAAUGAGACAAUGAUUGGCUCGACUCCCAGACCAAGGCAGAGAAUGACAAGAAAGGCAGCGAGGGAAAUGUGCUGGAUGUCACAAGACUGCCUAUCUUUGCCUGGAAAAGAAUUCUUGGAUAAGUACUGCAAGCUAUCUGACCCAGGGACAGCUUUGGAGGAGUCCAGGCAUUUUCUAGAGAGGUCUGUAGUAGCAGAAUCAGGUACUGAGAAGUGGACCAAAGCUCUUCAGACUGUACUUUCAAAUGUUCCACAAUGUCAAAUGUCCGAAAACGGCCCUGUAUCUAAUCCUAGCAAUGAUCUCACUGUCCUAAUGGUCAAAAACAAGAUUUAUGUGCCUCAGAAUCGUGCAGAGGCAAUAGGGCUUACAAUGGUGGAGGGUAAAAGAGAUACUAUUUUAAAUGUUAUGCCUUUAGAAGAGCAAAACACUUUACCUGCAGAAACAUGCUCUGAGGUCUUCUGUCCCACAGCCCACGUAAAAACAUGCCAGCCUAAUUUAGAUCUCCAUCUUACCCAACCCACUAACCCACCCGGAUCUCUCUUCUUUCAAAAUGAGUUUUCAGGGUGCAAUCAAAGUCUGGAAGAUGGUGAGAAUCAAAGAGUGAGGUUUGAUCAAAAAGAACAUGGCGACUACAGGAGACGACACCCUGAGGAACCUCAGAAUGCUAAUAUCUGUGAAAAGAGGACAGAGGAGUUGAAGUUGACAAAGAUGACAAGUGAGAAAGAAAAAUCUACCAAUGAGACACAUUUAGCUAACAGGAAAAGGAGUAGGAGGAGGAAGGCGUUCAGACCAAAGAUAGUAAAUAAACCACCACCAGGACUAAAGCUAUUUUUGAAGAAGGACCCAGUAAAGGAAAUGCAGUGGACAUCACAAGGUCCUUCCCUCGUGGUAGGGGGCAGUUUGCUGGAACAGUACCACAGUUUUUCCCACCCCCAAAUGACUUUAGAGGAAAAACAGCAAUUUCUACACAGAGCACUGACAGAAAAGAGUGGAUUGAAAUUGACCAAAGAAACCAAGGCUGACCAACUCAAUAUCUUAAAAGCCCUCACAGCUUCAUCCCAAUUGACAGAAAGGGAAUGCCCAGUCCCAAAUCCUGGUCAGUUUAGCGUGAGUGACUUCAGUGUCCUUGAGGCCCAACAUAUGACUUCAGUUUCUCACAAUUGCACUACAAAUGCCAUGGGGUUCAAAAUGGUGGAUGUCGAGAACCAUUUUGUUCACAGUGUUAUGUCCUCAUCAGAAAACAGGGCACAUCAUGAAAUAGUGGUGGGAUUGCCUUCCUUUGAGACAGACGUUGGCAACACCACAUCUGAAGGAUGCACCACUGUGAACCUGAACAGUUUAGUUGCAGUUGAGAACCAGACCAAUUCCAAGUUUUCCUCAGAUACCUUAAAACGCAGUGAACUUUAUUCUCAUGUUGAGAAUGCACUGAUUCAAAACACUAAUUUGAGUCCUAAGAACAUAAGAGGUAACCAGGAUGGGAAUGAUGAAGCUAAAUCAAACCAUGAACUAACCACACAACCUCAGGUUGUCAUGACCAAGGGUAUAACACAUUUGAUAGACGAUCCUUGCCACAUCUUGCAUGAAACUAUGUCUGUAUCCUUGCCACAACCAAAUGAGCAGAAGGUCACUGCAAAGAAACCAAGUGGGACGUCUUCAGACGGUUGUCCCGAACCAUUCUCAAAAGCCAACAAAACCUCAAGAAGCCAAAGCCCAGGCCGGGAGGCCUUAGUGUCAAUGCACCAUUGGAAGCCAGCCCCAAAACAUGCUGAGAGGACUCUAAAGCUACUGCCGUUGUCCCCGACUCAACUUAUCAAGCGACCAAAUGAAGACCAACCAGUGGUAGUGCUGAAUCAUCCAGACACAGACAUCCCUGAGGUUACCAAUAUCAUGCAAGUAGUCCACAGGUACCAAGGAGAGGUCCAGAAGGUGGUGCUGUCACGAUCAACAUUGAAAGCUCUAUCAGCCCUGGACUGUGAGAUGGCAUGGGGAAGUGACUCAACAAAGUCCUGCAGCCCUUCUCAACGAUGUAUGUUGCCAGAGAAUACAGUUAAAGAGAGGUUCAUCCUAAAACUGAAGCUGAAAAAGAUGAGCAGGAAAAAAUACAAAGUGGUUGAUGCAGACUCCCAUAACACCAAUCCCCCUUUGAAGUUCGAUUGCUGGUUUUGUGGCAGGGUCUUCAGUAACCAGGAGAUGUGGAUCUGUCAUGGUCAGAGACAUUUGAUGGAAAGCAAGAGGCGGAGCUGUGAAACGUAAAAUGUCACCAACACUGGACAGAGAGAUGUAGUGCUCCUGCACUACGAUGAAUAGUUGUGAACAUGAUGAUGGACCAAAGGAACCUCUCGAGUGAUGAUACAGACAAUUCCACAAAUAAGUUCAGUCUCCACAAGAGGUCUGACAGCAUGGAGCCGUACUCAGGAUAUUUUAUAGGCUACAUAAAAUCUUUGUGACAUGUUGUUUACCCCUUGACUAAGUUCCCAGCUAUAGUAUCAACUUAUUAUGGGAUGGACACCCCUUUCUUUGUAUUAUGUCUAAAAGCUAUGAUAUGUAGAUUUCAGUAAACUAGCAUGAGGAUUCUCUCCCAUACACUGUACUGUAUAUGGUUCUAUCGCAGAGUUCAAGAUUGGAUUAAAUAUAGGGAUUGUAUACGGGUAGGCUAUACUUUGUCUUUAUGUGUAUAUGUUACAGAUGUGUUUUGGAAAGUUGUUUUGGUUUCCUGUAUUGCUAAGCUACACAAAGAAGAAGUAUAAAUAGGAUUCCAUAGGCUUUUUCUGUACUAUUCAGAUGAUUGGCCAUUGAAUAGUUUUUAUUUGAAUACAUACCAAAUGUUUUUGUUUCUAGUAUAGUAUUACUCAUGUGGGGUAUAUGUUGAGGGGCAGGGGAAGUUAUUCUUGCAAUAGGAGCAGGAGCAGUCCAAAGAAUACUUUUUUAUAAAGCUUAACUCUGGUCUGUAAUUUCAUUGGAUGAGUAUAGUUAUUGUAUAAAAGCUGGUUUUAAAUGCAGACAGAUCCUCUACAAUGUGAUUUUUCUCAAGGAAAUUACAAUUGUGACUUGAAAUAAUCAUAAGUUUGAUUUGUAAUUGCGCUAAGAAGGGACAGUUAAUAUUUCCUGUUGCCUCACCUUAUUCAGCCUAUGACAAUCUUCAUACAGAUGAGUCAAUUGUUAUGAUUCCUCAGGCCUACUGUAAAGUCCCUUGGGAUGAUGCAUCCAAAACAAUUAAUGUAGCACAUUUAUCUUCUUUAAUAUCUAGACUAUGUAUCUGUCUCUCACAGUGCAAUCUCUCAAAGCAAGUAUUGUCGAGUUGGAGGUGCAGUUUUGACCAGAGAAUAUUUGAGUUCACCAAGUGCCUGGCCUUUUCUUUUUACACAAUGACUGCUUUAAUCUUGUUCAGGCUCGUCUCAUAGUAUUUCAUGUUGUACAGAUAAAUACAUUCAAAUGAUAUGACGAUCACUUAAUGUGUGUUGGUGUCCACUUUGAAAAAACACUUAAGACUUUCAUUUAACGCAAAAUACUGCAUUUCUACUUAUUGUCUAUUAGUUGAAUCCCAUAAACUUUGGAUCUUGAA